AAAUGUACGGAUUAUCUAUAUCCAUAUGAUUUCUCCCCCACAAACUUGACAAUGGCGGUUCUCAACUUCCCCUUGUGUUGCUCCAAACUCCAAUGUGUUCCCCUUUCCAAACCCUCUCUUCAAAUCCCUUCUUCUUCACAGGGAAGGACCCAAGUCAAAAUAACUAAUGAUUCUUCUUUCAAUUUUGGGGAAUCGUUGUCCAAAGUAUGUAUAACAGCUCUGUUCUCUGCUUCCCUCUUCUUCGCCACCGAUCCUGCUCUUGCAUUCAAGGGUGGAGGACCGUAUGGUUCUGAAGUGACUCGAGGACAGGAUCUUACCGGAAAGGAUUUCAGCGGCAAGACUUUGAUCAAGCAAGAUUUCAAAACGUCCAUUCUGAGACAAACUAAUUUCAAGGCUGCAAAGUUACUUGGAGCUAGCUUCUUUGAUGCAGAUUUAACAGGUGCUGAUCUUUCCGAUGCAGAUCUUAGAGGCGCAGAUUUCUCGUUAGCAAAUGUAACAAAGGUGAAUUUGACAAAUGCUAACUUGGAAGGAGCACUUGUUACAGGGAACACAUCUUUCAAAGGAUCUAUCAUAACAGGCGCAGAUUUCACCGAUGUCCCUCUAAGAGAAGAUCAAAAGGAAUAUCUUUGUAAAGUUGCCGAUGGGGUGAACCCAGUGACGGGUAAUGAAACACGAGAGACGUUGCUUUGCAAGUAGCCCGAGUUUAUCGAUCUGUUCGUGCAGCAUGGCUUGUUAGGAGACGAUGAUGUGAAUGUAAGUUGUGUACAAACUGUAACAUGUAUCAACUGAAAAAUUUGGUACCAAGUAUAAUUCGUUGGUACAUGUUAUAGGAUUUUGUGAUCUUCAUUCUACUAUAAGAAAAAAAACCAUGAAUUUUUUAGUUUUCGCUAUCGG
Molecule: messenger RNA, 894 nt
Organism: Cynara cardunculus var. scolymus (artichoke)
Lineage: Eukaryota; Viridiplantae; Streptophyta; Magnoliopsida; Asterales; Asteraceae
Product: thylakoid lumenal 15 kDa protein 1, chloroplastic
Exons: 8
Coding region: 52-696 (214 amino acids)
Cellular component (GO): chloroplast thylakoid
Source: RefSeq, a predicted model, not a curated record